Molecule: messenger RNA, 1082 nt
Organism: Tribolium madens (black flour beetle)
Lineage: Eukaryota; Metazoa; Arthropoda; Insecta; Coleoptera; Tenebrionidae
Exons: 4
Coding region: 99-932 (277 amino acids)
Source: RefSeq, a predicted model, not a curated record
ACCGCCGAUUCUUCAUUCCUUUGGCAACCACGGUCAUGUUCUGAGUUUUUUUUUUAAUUUUGUUGUUUUUUUAUUUCAUAGAAAAAUAAAGUGGAAAAAUGGACGCUAAAGUGAUUUGUGUUGUGUUAUCCUUUGCCAUCCUGGCGACCGCAGGACCCGUGGUUGACGACACCAAAGGGCAUAUAGAUAACUCGGUACACACAGGAGAAUCGACCGUGGAGGAAUCUCUGCUGAAAAAACUCAACUCGAAAUGUUUAAAUCGCGACAUAAGUUCAUGCAUGAUGCUGAAACUCGUGACUUACUUCAACCGCAUGUUGAAAAAGCAGUCCAUCGAGUUUGGAGACGUUGAAAUCACUCAAACUUCUACUGAAAUCAUCACAGCAGAUACUUCAAGAUCUCUCAAUACUGAAAAUAUGUCAGAAGAAGCUUUACUCAGUGAAGUUAUUGCUGAUAAAAUCUACAGUUUCUUGAGGACGAGGUCACUAAAAUGGAAGGUUUUGGACGGUGCCGACGUUGUAAUAUCGGGCAAAAGCGAGAAAGACGGUGGUUUAAACGUCGGCCUCUCGAUCCACCCAAGUAAAUCCUCCGAAGGCGAUGCCCGUAAAAAGAAAGAAAACGGCAUGGGUGCAAUUAUCGCUGCUGCUGUUAUGAAAAUCGGUCUUUUGAAAGCUCUCGCUUUCAAAGCUUUAGUUCUUCUGGUCGGCAAAGCUCUACUCGUCAGCAAACUUGCAUUGGUGCUUGCUGUAAUCAUUGGCUUGAAAAAACUUCUCCAUCAUGAAAAACAUGUAACGUAUGAAGUUGUGGCUCAUCCUCAUCAUGAGCAUCACGAACAUCACACCAGUGGAGGAGGACAUGAUUCGUAUGGAGGAGGAUGGGGAAGAAACUUUGAUGCACAGAAUUUGGCUUAUAAAGCACAAAUUCCACAGAAUUAAGAUGAAACGGUGAAGUGGCGCCAUAUUGGAGGCCUUUUUACAUUUGUUUAUAUUUAUUUUUUUUAUUUAUUGACGUGUUUUUGUAGUUAUUAAUGUUUUUUUCUGUAAUAAAUAUUGCACUGUUCGAAAAAGAAAUUUUUUAAAUCGUAA